Molecule: messenger RNA, 3059 nt
Organism: Anoplopoma fimbria (sablefish)
Lineage: Eukaryota; Metazoa; Chordata; Actinopteri; Perciformes; Anoplopomatidae
Product: cas scaffolding protein family member 4-like
Exons: 7
Coding region: 140-2491 (783 amino acids)
Biological process (GO): cell surface receptor protein tyrosine kinase signaling pathway; cell migration
Cellular component (GO): plasma membrane; cytoplasm
Molecular function (GO): protein binding
Source: RefSeq, a predicted model, not a curated record
ACUAGGAGUAAAUCCCCUUAAAGAACUUUCUCACACUCACACACACUCAUGGAGUGAGACGGUUUCACUGAAAAACUCAUCCGCCGUGGACAGGACCUACUCUCCGUACUGGAACCCUGAACGCAACUGCCUCACAAACAUGAACAAACUUGCGAAGGCGCUCUAUGACAACACUGCAGAGUGUGCAGAUGAGUUGGCUUUCAGAAGAGGGGACAUCGUCACGGUGAUGGAUCAAAACGUGGCCGGCACCAGUGGAUGGUGGAUGUGUUCUCUUUAUGGACGGCAUGGUCUGGCCCCUGCGAACAGGCUGCAGCUUUUACCACAAACUGGAACCACUGCAGGCUCAUUACUCCAUGACGUAGAAAAAACAAAACUAACUGAUGAUGGAACUGAAGACAACACGCAAAAUAUCUACCAGAUCCCAAGUGUACCCCGACCCUCCAGCAGCCCAGCUUAUGAACGCAUGGACAUGAUCUACAAGGUCCCGUGUACUCCUUUAUCAGCUUCAAAAGUUCCAUUCCUGCCAGCACUUAGAGACAGCACAGAAGGACCUGAUGGAUCCAAGCCUUCAUUCUUCAGUAUGGCGUCCCGUCCAACUGGGGAGGUUUAUGAUGUCCCGAGCCAGGCGAGACGAGCCUCCCUUUUAACUGUGUCAACAACUCCAAGAAAUGUGCCGCAGUGCAGCAGUGCAGGAGAGUCUUACGUGUAUGCAGUCCCGCCGCCUUUGCCUCAGGACCCAAACUAUGACAUCCCUGUUCCCUCGGCCACAGAAGCCCAACAGAAAAUGGUGGGUGGAUACAAUACCCUUCCCAGUCCCCGCAAGCCUGAGUGGAUCUAUGAUGUGCCAAUGGGUCCUGAGAGGCAAAGUCCACCCCAAGGCUCCUAUGACCCCUCCAAAGCCAUUUGCAGGCAACUCUUUGACACUUUUCCAGCACGUGCUUGGCCCAUUCAAAGAGGCAGUCCAACUAUCCUCUAUGAUAUACCAAAACCCAAUUCGCCUGACAUCUCAAGUCCACCCAGAGUGCUGCCAAGGGUCUCCAUUUACGACAAGCCCCCAACUCAGAGGCUUACAGAGGAGUUGGUUUAUGCGGUUCCUCCCCAGGAGGAACCCCUCACUCGACUAAUUAGUGAUCCCCCCAGUGAUCAUAUACCCCUAGAGUGCAGGGGCGACUCAAGCAGUGCUCAUGAACUCGCAAGUGUGCGUCUGCAGCGAAUGAGGAACUUCCUGGCCUGCACGACGUUCCGUGAACUUCCUGGAAGCAGGGAGUCGCUGGUGAAGGAGGAAGACGAGCGAGGUAGAACCCUGCGUCUCUCUGCAGCCGACAGUCAAAGGAUCAGCACGGCCUCCAGCUCCUCCACCAGCUCCUGUGACUCUCUGCCUCUGAGCUCGUCCUCUCCCGAGCCUCUGCGAGAGGUGAUGCUCAGCCAGGACGAGGCCUGCCGCAAACUUCUUGACCUGCGGGACUCCGUUUGCAGGGCUGUGCCCAGUCUAAUGGACUUUGUCAGCAGUCACUGGAGGAGCAGAGAACAUCUGGAGAAACACCUGAAGGAGAUCAAAGAAGCAGCAGAGGUGAUUGCAUGUUCUUUGUCGUGCUUUCUGAACUUUGCACUGGACGUUAAGGGCAACGCCAGCCAUUUGACAGAUGCCAACCUUCAGACCCGGCUCUGUAAACAGCUGUCCAUCGUAGAAGACUCAGGUGUGAUCCUACAACAAACAGUUAGUGCUCUUAACAUGGCUGGAUGGCCCCUCAACUCACUCUGUCAGGACCCUGGGAAGGUCCAGAACCCUGACCAACUGGAGCGCUUCGUCAUGGUGGCGCGCACUGUUCCAGAGGACGUCAAGCGCCUGGUGUCCAUCAUCAAUGCCAAUGGCAAGCUUCUGUUCAGAGCCCCUCAAAAACCUCCAGAGCCAGAGAUGAAGAAAAGUCCUGAUGAAAGUGAACAAGGAGAGGACUUAGUAGAGGAUGACAACGACUACGUAGAGCUACAGACUAAGAAUGACUUUGAAAAGCAGCAGAAGGAAGUGCCGAAGGAACCAAAAGAAAAUGUCCCACCAGUCUCUAACAAGGCACAGGCUGAUAACAAGCGUCACUCCUCCGAGUCCGGCAGCGGCACCGAGGAGCAUCAACCAGCCUCCCUGUCAGAGCACUGCCGGCUUUACUUUGGCGCUCUCCAGAAGGCCAUCGGGGGAUUUGUGGGCAGCCUUCGGGACGGGCAGCCGCCGGAGAAGUUCAUCUCGCAAAGCAAGCUGGUGAUCAUGGUGGGCCAGAGACUGGUGGACACCCUGUACAGGGAGGCCCAACGGGGAGGCUCCUCCCAGAGCCUCCUGUGCAAGAGCAACCACCUGUGUGCUCUCCUGAAGCAGCUGGCCGUGGCCACGAAGAAGGCGGCGCUGCACUUCCCCGACAAGCAAGCCCUGCACGAGGCUCAAGAGUUUGCAAAGGAACUGGCCCAAAGAGCACAGCACUUUCGGAUAUCGCUUGACCUGUGAGCGUGCACAUUUCAGGAGCGCUGAUUUGGUUUUACAGCAAAAGACAUUGGUUUAUUCAGCAUCAGUUUCCUUUUACAUUCAUGCCAUAUUUAACUAUGUUCAAGCUUCACUAGCCAAAAAGAUGCUUUCUGCUGAAUGCUAUUAUUUUAAUGACUGGUUAAAAUGUUAAUGAUGUAAAAAAAAAAGGUGCUGGGACGAGCAGAACAAUUGAAAUAUGGAGUUGUAUUUUGUACUAGAAUAAGAAGACUUCACCACAGUGGAGGUCCAAAAUAAGUUGCACAUUUAGGAUACUAUACUCAAGCCAAUUUUAAAAUGCAAUUAAAAUAUGUAAAGUAUAACAUAAUUUGUUUUAUAUAAUUUACAACAUUUUUGUAUUUUCUGAAUAUUUUUUGUUAUCUGGAUGCUUUUUGUAUUUUAUUACUUUAUUGUGUAAGAGGUACACUCUCCAGGGUAGUAGUUUGAUACAUUCUACUUUUUAUGAAUAUUUAUGUAAAUAUUCUAAAAAACAAAAUGUGUUAUGCAUUCCCAAACAACACAUGUUGGAUUUUUAUUGAUAUUAAACUUAAAA